Messenger RNA from Fibroporia radiculosa, 1056 nucleotides. RefSeq lists its product as uncharacterized. Gene Ontology annotation, cellular component: membrane. The coding region runs from base 1 to 1056 and encodes 351 amino acids. The transcript is spliced from 10 exons. The record is from RefSeq and is a predicted model, not a curated record. Gene Ontology annotation, molecular function: palmitoyl-(protein) hydrolase activity. Lineage: Eukaryota; Fungi; Basidiomycota; Agaricomycetes; Polyporales; Fibroporiaceae.
AUGUCGGGGCUGCUGCCUUCCUUAGAAUCCAUCGAAAACUUUGCAAAAGGAACAAUCGCUACAGCAGCGGGUCUCGGAACUGUUGGUGUUGGCCUAUUAUUCUUUGGCCAGAACUAUCUCAUAUACCCAUCUGCCUUCCCUCCUGGGUCCCGAACUGAGGUACCUCUGCCAAUUGAUUUUGGGCUCCCCUAUCAGGAUCCGGAGCUCGUGACACCAGAUGGCUUGAAGUUGCCAUGCUACUUGCUUCUUCAGCGGAAAGAUAUGUCACAUGUUGAGGCGCCGGAAGUUGAAACUAGAGAAGAUGAAAGUGACGAAGAGUUUGCUUCACGACGGCCUACAAUCUUGAUGUUCCACGGAAACGGCGGCAAUGUUGGCCAUCGAAUUCCACUCGCUAAAGUAUUCUACGUCAAGAUGCGAUGCAACGUUUUCAUGUUGUCCUAUAGAGGAUACGGCCGCUCAGAGGGUAGUCCAUCGGAGAAAGGCAUUCAGAUCGACGCACAGUGUGCACUUGAUUACGUGUCGUCACACCCGGCACUUUCCAGCUCACCCAUUGUACUCUAUGGCCAAUCCAUCGGCGGAGCAGUCUCCAUCGAUCUUGCCAGCCGCAAUCCACAUGCAAUCCGGGCUCUCAUUCUCGAAAACACAUUUCUCUCUCUUCCUCGUCUAGUCCCUAAUGCGUUCCCAAUACUCGGCCCCUUCGCAUUCCUUUGCCAUCAGAAGUGGGAUUCGGCCUCGAAGAUUCCCCUUAUCCCACGGGACAUACCCAUUCUGAUGCUGAGCGGUGUGCAGGAUGAGGUGGUCCCUCGAGAGCAUAUGCAGGGCCUUUGGGAAAUUGUGCAGAAAAGAGUCAGCCGACGAUCAAAGGAGGUCGAUGCAGAAGAUCGAACGGAGCGGAACGGCAAAACCGUACAUGAUAUUGUGGAUAGAGGAGCACACUCGCGCUUCGUUGAGUUCGAGAAAGGCACACAUAAUGAUACUUGCGUCCAACAAGGGUAUUGGACGACAGUUGCAGAAUUUAUUGCGAGUCUGCGGGUGAGAUCAACGUCGGAAACGUAG